UGAGAGUCCACAUUUCACACAACACGCUUUUAUACAGCGAACUCUCUCUCUCACCUUCCAUUGCCAUUUGCUGCUUUUGUAUUUGCUCUCUCUCUCCCUCUCUCUCUCUCUCUCACACACACACACACACACUCAUUUAUAGUACUCAUUAUCAUUCUUCUCUCUACUUAUUGUUUUCUUCAUCUCAACUUUUAUCUAUACAUUGUGUUUCUCGCCAGGCAAAAAUGGCUGAUACAGCAAAAUAUACACCUAUUAAUGGUGGAAAAACACUCAUUACUGAACUGAAAACUCAUUUCUCUUUUAUGAAAACUAAAAGAACUGUUACUUGUGCGUAUGGUUUCAUGUUUGUUUUCAUUCUUGUUACUUUCUUCUUGGCUAUUAGUCCUUCUCCCAACUCUUCUUCUCCAUGGUUUACUAAUAUUUUCUCUUUAAGUAGUAGCAGUACUAGUACUAGUGGAAGUGGUAAUUUUUCUGAUGCAUCUUAUAGAUCUCAUUUCUCUUCUGUUUACUCUUACUUUUUACCUAAUUCUUCACAGCAAGUUCAGAAUUUUACUAGCCCCAGAUCCCAAAAUGGAGUCUUGAAUAACCCCUUGAAGGAUUCUGUGAAUGUGUCAGCAGAGGCAUCAAAAGCUUCAUCUGGGGUGAACCAAGAAUCACCAAGUGUGAAGAAUCAGUCCCAAAGUGAUGAUUUUGAUGGUAAAAAUGGAGUCUUGAAGAACCCCAAUGCUUCAGCAGUAGCUCCAAAAGCUUCUUCUGGGGUGAAUCAAGAACCAUCAAGUGUGAAGAAUAAGGCCAAAAGUAAUGAGUUUGAUGAUAAAAAUGGAGUCUUGAAGAACCCCAAUGUGUCAGCAGAAGCAUCAAAAGCUUCUUCUGGGGUGAAUCAAGAGUCAUCAAGUGUGAAGAAUAAGGCCAAAAGUAAUGAGUUUGACGAUAAAGUUGGAAACUUGAAGAACCCCAAUGUGUCAGCAGUAGCUCCAAAAUCUUCUUCUGGGGUGAAUCAAGAACCAUCAAGUGUAAAGAAUCAGCCACAAAGUAAAGAUUUUGACGAUAAAGUUGGAAACUUGAAGGCAAAUCAGAGCAAAAAUCCAUUGGAAAAAUCACCAGAAAGUGUGAAUCAGACAGCAAAUCCAGCACCAAAAUCUGGUAUUGCAGAAAAGGGAGUGAAGAGUAAUUUCACUUCUUCAUUUGUUGGUACAAAUUUAGAUGUGUCGGCAAAGAAGAAAGAGGAUGAAGAUUUGGUUAAUUCUUUGUUGAAUUGUGAUUUCUUUGAUGGGAAUUGGGUGAAAGAUGAGUCUUAUCCUUUGUAUAAACCUGGUUCUUGUUCACUGAUUGAUGAACAAUUCAACUGUUUUCUCAAUGGUAGACCUGAUAAUAGUUACAUGAAGAUGAAAUGGAAGCCAAAUGCUUGCACUCUUCCAAGAUUGAAUGGCACUCACAUGCUGGAAUUAUUGAGAGGAAAGCGAUUAGUAUUUGUCGGUGAUUCGCUCAAUAGGAAUAUGUGGGAAUCCCUUAUUUGCAUUCUUAGAAACUCCGUCAAAGAUCAGAAAAAAGUUUAUGAAGAAUCCGGGAGACAACAUUUUAGGACAGAGGCUUCGUAUUCAUUUCUAUUUGAGGAGUAUAAUUGCAGAGUGGAGUUCUUUGUAUCUCCAUUCUUAGUUCAAGAAUGGGAAUUUGCCGAUAAAAAAGGAGUGAAGAAGGAAAGUCUUCGACUUGAUUUAAUCGGAGAGUCUUCUGGUAAAUAUAAAAAUGCAGAUAUCUUAAUCUUCAACACUGGCCACUGGUGGACACAUGAGAAAACUUCCUUAGGGAAGGACUACUAUCAAGAAGGAAGUCACGUGUACAGCGAAUUAGAUGUUCUUGAAGCAUUUCGAAAAGCUUUAACAACAUGGGGAAGAUGGGUUGAUUCCCAUGUUAAUCCUAAGAAAACAUUUGUUCUCUUCCGCGGUUAUUCUGCAUCUCAUUUUAGCGGUGGACAGUGGAAUUCAGGUGGAGCAUGUGACCAUGAAACAGAACCAAUCAAGAACACUACAUAUCUUACUCCAUAUCCAUCAAAGAUGAAUGUAUUAGAAAGAGUCUUAAAAGGGAUGAAAACUCCAGUCUCAUAUCUCAAUGUCACAAGAAUGACAGAUUAUCGAAAAGAUGGUCAUCCAUCGAUAUAUCGGAAACAAAAAUUUACUACUGAGGAGAAGAAAACACCGUUGCUGUUUCAAGAUUGUAGUCAUUGGUGCCUCCCCGGUGUACCUGAUGCUUGGAAUGAGUUGCUAUAUGCCAAGAUUUUAGUAUAUGAACAUCAAAAACAACAACACGGCAAGAAGUCGUAGAGACUCGGGCUCAUUUUCCACCCGAGUACGGUUGCAUUAUAAGCCACUGGCCCUCGGGAAUUUCUCGGUUAUACAAGAAUAUGGGAGAGUAUGUUUAUAGUGUAGACUAUAUAUGCCAAAGUAGAAAAGUUUCCCUAGGAGAGAUAUUUGUACUUAGCCUUGGAGCCAACGGUAAAGUUAUCUCCACGUGACCUCGAAGUUCAAGCCGUGGAAUCGAUGUUUGCAUCAGGAUAGGCUGCAUAUGUCACAUUAGAAUGCGGCUCUUUCUUGGAUGCUGCGUGAACGCAAAAUGCUCUGUGCAUAGAUUCCAAAUAUUUUUCCGAACCUCGAAGGGCUCAACAUUGUAAAAUAUAUUCAUAAUUAUUUACAUUAUAUACUUCAAAUAAUUUAAUGAAUUAUAUGAUUAAAUUAUAUUUGUUGGA
This is a messenger RNA of Capsicum annuum, 2743 nucleotides long. Its product is annotated as protein trichome birefringence-like 1. The coding region runs from base 225 to 2321 and encodes 698 amino acids. The transcript has 5 exons. Gene Ontology annotation, molecular function: O-acetyltransferase activity. The record is from RefSeq and is a predicted model, not a curated record. Lineage: Eukaryota; Viridiplantae; Streptophyta; Magnoliopsida; Solanales; Solanaceae. Gene Ontology annotation, cellular component: Golgi apparatus.